Spinacia oleracea (spinach) is the source of this 1778-nucleotide messenger RNA. RefSeq names its product glucan endo-1,3-beta-glucosidase 4. The transcript has 3 exons. The record is from RefSeq and is a predicted model, not a curated record. Lineage: Eukaryota; Viridiplantae; Streptophyta; Magnoliopsida; Caryophyllales; Amaranthaceae. Bases 1275 to 1610 code for a protein of 111 amino acids.
AAAUUGUUGCGAGUUUGGACGUCCGAUUAUCGUUGUCCACGUAGUUGGAUGUAAAGAUGGCCGUGGGCCGGGAUGGGGGUUCGGGUCGGGCUACGGCAGCCCCAUUGUAUCGUGUCGGGUCAGGUUGAAAAGUUCAAAACAAGGCCCGAGCCAUGUGCUUUCGUGCCGGGCCGGACCGGGGCCGUCAUGCUUAAGGCUAAUUUUACCAAAUUUGGCGUUCUUUGCCGUGCCGGGUCGAGUCGUGUCGUGCUUUGUAAGGCUUUUUCCAAAAAAUUAAGGUUCGGGCACGGCUCACGACUUCGUGCCCGUGUCGGGGCGGGCUUUUCGUAUCGGGUCGGGCUUUGGGCCGGCCUGGCCCACGACCAUCUUUAGUUGGAUGGAAUAAUGGAUUAGACCCGAGGUGCCAAAGGCCCAAAUUUAUUACUCAUUAACUAAGGAUUAGUUAGGUAUCACAUUCUCAAUCGUAAUUGAAUAUCUACUAUCGGCCGUUCAAACUCUCGUAGAAAAAUCUAAGGUUUUGAAAGUCAAAGAUGUGCAGUAGUGCCGCUAUAUGGUAAUUGAUUGACAAAAAAAAACACCCCCGAUUCUAAAUUUUAAAUUUAACUCUUUACUUGACAUAAGUAGUGUAGUGAAUUUUAAAUUGAUCAGAUUUUACUCAUUAGUUAUGUUAAUUUAGAAUCGGUUUUUCUAACAAUUGUUAUGGGCACUUGUUAAGGUUCAUGUACAUAUUUUUCUUGGAAUUUAAGGAGAACUCUACAAAUAGGAGUUGAUAUACUGCGCGGGGAGAUAUAUAAACUUUUUAUGUAAGUAUUAAACUUAAAAAUUGUCCAUAAUCAUCCGUUCAAAAAAUUAAAAGUGAAAAUUGACCAUAGAAAAAUGAAAUAAGUCAUUUUAAAUUCAAUUAUAUAAAAAAGGGUAACAAACUAACAAAAAAAAAGGUAACAAACUAACAAUUGAUUAUUUGAUCCAAAAAAAAAAAAAAACUAACAAUUGAAUACAUAAAUGAAGGGAUUGAGAGCAAGGUUGUUAAAUUAUUAUUAUUAUUAGUAGUAGUAGUAUAUAUGGUAGAAAAUCAAAAUGGGUCAUAGUUUCACACUAUGCAAUAAAUUAAACAGGGGUUUACGUAUUGAAAUUUGAAAUGCACUACACUACUCAAUUACUCAUACUUUGAUAUUCUAUUAUAUAUACAUACCUUCUCCAAUCAGAGAAUUACCAAUUUACUUUAGUUUCUCCAACAUAUUUUAUCAACAUUUUGAAGCAUACACAAGAAUAAAAUGAGUAACGCUUUACCUUUCAUUCUUUUUGCCUCCCUCCUCGUAAUCUUUUCCGGUCAAAUAACAGAUGGAAGAUGUGCUUAUUGUGUUUCGAAUCCGAAGGCCUCUCGUGAAUUAAUACAAAAGAAGCUAGAUUUUUGUUGUGGAGAUAUUCCAGAAUCUUGUGAUCUUAUUCAACCAGGAGAGCCAUGUUAUGUGGAUGGUGAUGUUAGGGCAACCGCCUCUUAUGUCUUCAAUGAUUGGUAUGUUGGUGGUUCCGAAUGCAACUUUGAAGGUGCUGAAAUUAUGGUUUAUCAAGAUCCAAGUCAUGGUGACUGCAAAUUCAAGUGUAGGUAGUGGUGAAGAGUUGCACAACAUCAUGCAGAUUUGGGAAGGACCCGCAAGUUUAUCUUUAUAACAAUCAUCUAUGAAUUUGUGAUUGUAUUGUGCUAAUUUGUAUUGUAUUGCUUCUGUACUAAAAAUUAAAGGAAGUGUUGUGGAAAUAAAUCAUGUUUUAAAAUUGAC